AUGGAGAAGUUGCCAACAAGAAUGUCGGCCGAGGCUCUCGAAAACAAGAUCCAAGUGCUGCUCAAGAAGGUGGUAGUCCGGCCAGUUCACAUGGAGGUUGUUAUGGAUCCAAUUAUGGGAAGGCCACGUGGUCACUGCUACUUGGAUUUCUUGGAUUCACAGUCAUCAGAGAAAGCAUUGGAGCUGGAUGGCCUCGAAGUUCCGGGACGUGGCUCUGGCGAUGGUCCGGUGAUUCUGACCGCAGGCUUCAGUAACGGCGUUUCCGUGUCGUUGGUUGCUUUAUUUUAUGUCGGAUGCUACGACGUCCUUCAAGAG
Messenger RNA from Symbiodinium sp. CCMP2592, 315 nucleotides. The record is from the annotation of a GenBank genome assembly. NCBI's taxonomy places the organism in Eukaryota, Dinophyceae, Suessiales, Symbiodiniaceae.